AUGAUCGUUGUGGCUAUUCCAACGACUGAAGAAGAAGAAGAAGAGCAGGAACAGCAAGGAGACGGCUGCGACGACGAUGACUACGGGGCCGCGGAUUGGCGUGACGCCGCCGUGGCCUGGGAGGAGGCGGCGGCGGUGGCUUGGAUGAACAAUGACAACGCGGCCGAGGCUCGCGCUCGCAGCAAACAGGCGGAGGCGGUGGCGGCCGUGGCUCACGCUCGCAGCAACCAGGUGGCGGAGGAGGUGGAGGAGAUGGCGGACUUCAUCGGCUGGUGCCUGCGGCUCGUCUUCACCUGCGCACUUCUCCUGUGGCUCUGGUUCGGGUGA
This is a messenger RNA of Miscanthus lutarioriparius, 327 nucleotides long. NCBI's taxonomy places the organism in Eukaryota, Viridiplantae, Streptophyta, Magnoliopsida, Poales, Poaceae. The record is from the annotation of a GenBank genome assembly.